Molecule: messenger RNA, 2878 nt
Organism: Emys orbicularis (European pond turtle)
Lineage: Eukaryota; Metazoa; Chordata; Testudines; Emydidae
Gene: PLAT
Product: plasminogen activator, tissue type
Exons: 14
Coding region: 200-1852 (550 amino acids)
Biological process (GO): platelet-derived growth factor receptor signaling pathway; smooth muscle cell migration; plasminogen activation
Cellular component (GO): extracellular region
Molecular function (GO): serine-type endopeptidase activity
Source: RefSeq, a predicted model, not a curated record
ACAGCGAUCAGAGCUCAUGUUGCUGCCAUUAAGUCCGUCACCAAAGGAGGCUGAAAAUGCUGCUCGGUAAAGGGGCAGGGAACACACAAGACUACUGAACUCCUCAGAGCCUGGAUUGUCCCACUGUAAUCAGUCGUGAUCUGGGCAGCUCCAAGCAGCCAGAUUCUGAGAUUUGAAGGAAACACUGGAAAACAGGAGGAUGGAAGGGAAACUCCUGUGUCUCUACCUGCUGAUGGCAGCAAUCACCACUCUGCAGUGCCAGGAGUUCCUUGUGCGCCUCAAACGGGGAGCCAGAUCUAAAGCCACUUGCACUGACCGUUCAUCCAGACAGAUUUACCAGCAGAGAGAGACCUGGCUACGACUCGCAGGAGCCAGAGUAGAAUAUUGUGUGUGUGAGAACGGCUGGAGUAGUUGCCACAGCGUGCCUGUCAGAAGAUGUGCUGACAAGAAAUGCUACAAUGGGGGUCAGUGCAAGCAGGCAUUAUACUCCCCUCUGCACUUCAUCUGCCAGUGCCGUCAAGGCUUCUCUGGGAAGCACUGUGAGAUAGAUACCAAAGUCACAUGUUACAAAGACUUGGGAGUAACAUACAGGGGGACGUGGAGCGUGACGGAGAGUGGGAGCGAGUGCUUAAACUGGAAUAUCAGUGCCUUGGCUCAGAAAAAGUACAAUGGGCGGAGAGCAGAUGCUGCUCAACUGGGACUUGGCAAUCACAACUACUGCAGGAACCCAGAUGAGGACUCCAAACCCUGGUGCCAUGUCUACAAAGGGGGGCAGUAUACCUGGGAAUACUGCAGCACACCUGCUUGCUUUAAAGGAAAGGAGGACUGUUUUUCUGGGACGGGCAUAGAGUACCGGGGCAGCCACAGCACUACCAGCUCCGGUGCCGCCUGUCUGAGAUGGGACUCCAAAAUCAUUGCCAACAAAUUCUACACAGCUUGGCUGGUCAAUGCCCAACAGCUGGGUCUCGGGAGCCACAAUUUCUGCCGAAACCCUGACAAUGACUCCAGGCCAUGGUGCCACGUGCUGGAGGCAGGCCAGACAAAGUGGGAAUACUGCAACGUGCCUGUCUGCUCCACGUGUGGCCUACGGCAGCACAAAGUGGCCCAGUUCCGAAUUAAAGGCGGCCUCUAUGCAGACAUCACCUCCCACCCAUGGCAGGCUGCCAUUUUUGCCAGGUAUCGGCGAGUGACUGGGGAGCAUUUCCUGUGUGGAGGAAUCCUGAUCAACUCCUGCUGGGUCCUGUCAGCUGCCCAUUGUUUCCAGGAGAGGUUUAGUGUCAACCGUCUAAAGAUUGUACUGGGUAGGACCUAUCGAAUGAUCCCUGAGGAGAACGAGCAGCAAUUCCAAGUGGAGAAAUACAUCCUCCAUAGCAAAUUUGACCCAGAAACUUAUGACAAUGAUAUCGUUCUGUUACAGCUGAAGUCUGGGUCAGAAGAGUGUGCUAUUGAAACGGACGCUGUACGCACUGUCUGCCUCCCAGAGCCAGGACUUCGGCUACCUGACUGGACGGAAUGUGAGAUCUCUGGCUACGGCAAGCAUGAGGAAUUUUCUCCUUUCUACUCGGAGCGGCUGAAGGAAGGUCACGUCAGACUGUUUCCAGCUAGUCGCUGCACAUCACAGCACCUGAACAAGACAGUCACUGAGAACAUGCUGUGUGCAGGGGACACCCGGCAACUGGAUGAUGCCUGCAAGGGUGACUCCGGAGGGCCUCUGGUCUGUAUGAAGGAUAAUCGUAUGCAUCUGAUUGGGAUCAUCAGCUGGGGAAUAGGCUGUGGACGGAAAGGCACACCAGGCAUCUAUACAAAUGUGACUCGUUACCUUGACUGGAUUCAGGACAACAUGAAACCCUGAAGGAGGAAAAUGAACCACUCAAGGCCUUGCAGUCAUGCCCCCAUCCCUCCCUUACAGGAGGUACUAAGGAUACUGACAGGAGCUGCUGUUUACAGAUGCCCUAUGAUCACUCACCUGUAGGGUGCAGGUGUGCAGCAGAGUGGAGGGCGGGGCAUACACUUUUUAGGUACUUUCUCUCUCUUUAGAGAUUAUUAGAAGUCAUGGGUUUUGUUUGUUUGUUUGUGCACCAGGUCAUAUAGGCACAAUGAAAAGUAAGUUCUACCCCCACGAGGACUAACAGCAGAGUCUAUGCAUCCCACAGCAGUAGUGAGAGUAUACAGAAGGCAAAAAGGGCACAAGUCUAAACUCUGGAAGCCAUCUUCUCUCUCUCUCUUUUAGAGGGUAAGGUUAUGACACUUGCACUAUACUCCAAAGUAUGUAUAGAGAAACAUGACUGUAGCUGCGCUGUAGAGCUUGGACCAUGUCCCAUUUCCACCCCCACCUCAGGGUAUGGGCUGUUGCUUAAAUCCACUCCCACCUCCAUAUUUUCUUAAAAUAAAAAUACUGAGAUUAUUUGGCACUAGCCCCACCUCCCCAAGGUGCCCUUGAAAAUCGAGAGAGGGGCAGACACAGUGAAAGGAGAUCAUAGCUUAGGAUGCAAAGAGAGAAACCAAGUUUUGUGAUCUCAGGUGAAACAGCCGAAGGUGAACACACACUGAAAAGCAUAGGAUGAGAGCAUGUUCUACCACCACCCUGGUUCCAUGCAGUGGGAUUCCUAGAAUAAGUGAGCACUUUGCCUGAUGUCAGUUCACUCAUAGGCACAAACAUAUUGUGAGUCCAUCCACUUGCUCAGAACAGUCUUCUAAUGUGACACUUAUCUCCUGCAGCAUUUUUAAAGUUUAUUUUUAUACUAUGCAGAUAUUUAAACUUUCCUGUAUUUGUCGGUUUUGUUUUUUUUGUAUGACAGUAUAAUUCCUACCACUAUACUGACUUUCUGGCAAGCCUAGGCUUUUCUCUAGGAAUAUUAAACUAUAUUGGUCUUCUGAA